Messenger RNA from Acanthoscelides obtectus, 1846 nucleotides. The record is from the annotation of a GenBank genome assembly. Lineage: Eukaryota; Metazoa; Arthropoda; Insecta; Coleoptera; Chrysomelidae.
GACGUCACGGAUCUUAUAACCACAAUCGCUUGAACGGAUCGAUAAAUACCAACCCAAAAUGUUAAAUACCAUUUUCAUUUGGUUAUCCGCUUGAAUUUGAUUACUGUUGAGUAGAAUACGUGUUUUGUCAUUUGAAAGACGAGCUUGUCUUAUCCCGAUUUAGGCAAUAGUAUUGAUUUGAGGUUAAUUUAAAAGCCGUCUUUGUGUUUACUUGACUGAACAUCAAAAAUUGACAGCAACAACUCUUUUUUGAAUCAAAAGUACAUUUUUUAAUCUGGAUCUAGAAAUGGGUUUCAAUAAUAUCAUAAAUUAUGUUAUAUUUGAUAACCCUAUUUCAAAAUCAGCAACUAAUUUGUUAUCUAGGAAUAUAUCGGGUUCAAAAGCAGUACCUUCAGUAACAGUGAUCACAGAAAAAGUUCCAUUAUGGAAAUUGGCUGCAGAAAGUGGUCCAUUUUUGAAAAUUGCUGGUGUUAUGGGAGCAACAGCAGUUGCUUUGGGGGCAUAUGGGGCACACAGGUCAUACCCCAAAGACAAGGCACAGGAAUUAAAACCUGUUUUUGAAACAGCUAACAGAAUGCACUUCUUUCAUGCUUUGGCAUUAAUUGGAGUAAAUUUAUGUCGAUAUCCAAGAGUGGCUGGGACAUUGAUUGUAACAGGAACAUUACUAUUCUCUGGACCAUGCUAUUACUAUGCCUUCACAGGAGAACACAAAUUCGGAAAAUUAGCACCAAUUGGUGGUACAAUACUAAUCAUUGGAUGGCUAUCUAUGGUUGUUUAAAUGUGAAUUAUAUGAUUAAGUAUAUCUUAAAAAACCUUUUUGUUAAUUUGUUUCAGGUAUCUUUUACCCCCUGGCUAGUAUAUACAGCAGUAUGACAGUGUGAACCUUGUACAUUUCUUUUGUGAUAUAAAUGUAAUACAAAUACAUCCAGGAAGAAAGAUAGUUUUCUUAUGUUUUGUGUACUUGUCAGUUUGACAAGAAAACACCAUAAAUGUCAAAUAUUCCUCAGUAAUUUUUUUAAAGAAUGAAUUAUAAAUGUAAUACAAAUAAAUCCAGGAAGUAAGGUAGUUUUCUUCUAUUUCAUAUACUUGUCAUUUUGACAAAAAAAAACACCAAAUAUUCUUAGGACUCUUUAUACAAUGAAUUAUUUUGAUACAAAACUAGUGAAAUUUAAAGAUGUAAAUAAUAAUACGUUUUGCUUCCAUGUUUUCCAAUGUGUAGCUUAUGUGACACACAAAUGUCCAAUUCUGCAAGAACUGUUUCUGAAGUGGUGUAAUCUUUCUGAUAAGGAAAAAAUAUUACUCAAUUAUUUAGCUGACUACCUGCUGGAUAAAAAUCAAACAGAAAUUUAUACUUCAGUAGUUCAAGGAUUUACCUACUGGAAUGCAAUACAAGAUUUUGAAGGAGCAUGCGGGUUUAGCGAAAACCCACUAGAUUUCAAAUUUGAUCUUGAGGAAGAAAAAUUGAUAUUUGGUGUGGUAAUGGUCACAGAUGACGUCACCUCAAAUAUAUUACUCCGAUCAAACCUCUGCACAGAAAUAAAACACGUCGUUACUGAAAAUAAGAAGCGCAAAUUGAUUGCAGAACUAAACCGCCUUACUGGUGAAGGAGAUAACUAACCUUUACAAAUCAUCUCGUAUUUAUUUUUAUAUUGUAUAUUUUGUUUAUAUCUAUACAUUUGCAUGAAUCUAUUAACAUUUUCCUUGUGUUCUGGAAAUGAUUGUACCUGAGUAUUAUUGUUAAUAUUAUGAAUGUAAAGGUACUGAUCACCAACGUACUCAUAAACAUACACAAAGUAUAGGUAGUUGUACACAGAAAUAUCUGUACAUUAUAGAAAUCAAUCUGAUA